AUGGCGAGCGCGACUCCCAGUGAGAGUGUGGAUAGGGUGCUGCGCUGCUCCAUCUGCCUGGAGACGUUCGUCUGCCCCUCCACGCUGAGCUGCGGACACUCGUUCUGCCUGCGGUGCCUGGAGGCCGCCUGGGAGACGACGAGCAGCUUCAGCUGCCCGCAGUGCCGAGCGACCUUCCUUGUGCGACCCCAGCUGAAGAGGAACGUGGCCCUCGCCAACCUGGUGGAGCAGCUCAGAGUUGGAGAUGAGAUGGCCGCGGCUGUCGUGUGUGACAACUGCAAUGGUGGCCACACUCCUGCAGUGAAGACCUGCAUGAGAUGUGAGAUGUCCUUCUGUGCGACACACUUGAAGCCUCACUUGGAGAAUCCCAGGUUGAGUGACCACGUCCUGGUGGCUCCCAUCGCGAACGUGGAUGAGCGACGGUAUCGGGAGCACAGCAGAGAGCUGGAAUUCUACUGCACAGUAGACAACAGCCUGGUCUGCUCAACUUGCACCAUCGCAGGAGAACACACAGGACACAAGGUUCUGAAGCUACAGGACAAGCACGAGACACGGCAGACGCGCUUAGGGGAAGAGACGCGAGCGGUGGAGAAUAAAAUGAAGAAAGCGAAGAAGUGCAUGAAGAGGAUGGAGGCCGCUCGCAAGAAGGCCCAGGUAUCAGUGGCCGGGAUCAGGGGUCGCAUCACGGGCAAGUUUGCCUGCCUAAUGAAGGCUCUGGAUGAGGACGAGCGGGAGGCUCUCCAUCGCGUGGCCGUGAAGGACGGCGAGCUGCUGUCCCGGAUCAAGAAUUACAUCGCUCGUCACAAGCGGGAAAUAGGCAAGCUCCAGGCGGCGGCCGCUCGCCUGCGCAAUCUGCAGCACGAGAGGGACUCGCUCACCUUCCUGCAGGGGCACCUGGAGGAGACGUGCAGGAGAGAGAUCCCAAAGGAAUCUGCACCCCCACCUCCCACUUCACUGGACGCCACCACGAGCCUCUCCCUUGAAAGGGUCGUGAACAGAUUCCUGCAUUUCGCUUAUGGACGCUCACCGACUCUGGACACAAACUCAGCCUACGACCUCCUCCAGAUUUCCUCAGAUCUCAGGACGGCGACGCUGAGCGAUGUCUCCCAGGGUCGCCCCCAUCACCCACACCGCUUUGAUUUCUGGCGACAAGCCCUGUGCUCUGAGAGCUUCUCGUCGGGUCAGCACUACUGGGAUGUGGACUUGGGGAGCGCGAGGUGGUGUGGGGUUGGAGUCGCGUACGGGACGAUCCCACGGAGAGGGAGUGGUGCUGAGUGCGCCCUGGGAGGUAGUGACGUCUUCUGGUGUCUACAGAAACUUGGCGACAGCUUCACAGUGUGGCAUGGCGGGGUAGAGACCUCACUGUCGGUGCCGGAGCCUCCGCGGAGAGUCGGGGUUCACAUGGACUGGGACGCGGGGCUGCUGUCGUUUUACAGCGCCGACUCCAUGGAAGUGUUGCACUCGUUUCACCAAACCUUCACUCAGCCUCUACACCCUGGGAUGCUGGUGGGGUGGGAUGAUGGUGACUCAGUGAGGAUUGUGGAUCUGAGUGGUGCUUCCUGAGAGAGGUGAACGUGAACAGCGCAGAGGGCAGACGCCACCACGACGCACGGCGCUCGCCACCCUCGUCACCGUCACGCGCAGCGCCACGCCCGUGGCUGGCUGGUGGCUGUCAGUGGCUAGGGGCUGCGUGGCUCUCCAUCACAACGGGGGAGCUGAGCAAAAACAAUCCUCACAACCUUCA
Lethenteron reissneri (Far Eastern brook lamprey) is the source of this 1744-nucleotide messenger RNA. Its product is annotated as E3 ubiquitin/ISG15 ligase TRIM25-like. Lineage: Eukaryota; Metazoa; Chordata; Hyperoartia; Petromyzontiformes; Petromyzontidae. The record is from RefSeq and is a predicted model, not a curated record. Gene Ontology annotation, molecular function: protein binding; zinc ion binding.